GAACGUGAGGCCGGAGGGCGCCUCUGGGAUAUCGGGUCGGUGAUGGACACGGCAGGGUUACCGAAGGGGGUCACAGCUGUUGGAUUGCGAGCUCGGCGGAAACUUCUUACAGGGGAAGAAGAGGAACUAUUUGAACUUGCGCAGGCUGCGGGGAGCGGCAUUGACCCGGAAGUGUUUAGGAUUCUGCUGGAUCUUCUACGCAUGAAUGUGGCACCUUUGGCUGUCUUCCAGAUGUUGCGUUCUAUGUGUGCUGGGCAGAGAUUAGUUAGUACUGAGGCUCCUCCUGAUACAGUACGAGGGAGAGCCAGAACCAUUUCUACAACAGCUGGGAACCAACCUGUGUCAGAUCAUAGCAACCGAGAAGGAUCUGGUCAACGAGUACCACGGCAGCCAAGUGCCAGCAGGCUGCAGAAGACUGGGUGUCCUGUGAAAAAUACAUAGAUACUUAGAAAAUGGCUAAAAAGUUAUUCUGAUGUUACAAAAUGUCAAACACUGCUCAUUCCAGGAAAGCCAAUGACUAGAAUGCUAUGUAAAGUUCUAACUAUUAAAGAAUAUAAUGAACCUGU
Molecule: messenger RNA, 566 nt
Organism: Protobothrops mucrosquamatus (brown spotted pit viper)
Lineage: Eukaryota; Metazoa; Chordata; Lepidosauria; Squamata; Viperidae
Product: mitotic-spindle organizing protein 2A
Exons: 3
Coding region: 43-441 (132 amino acids)
Cellular component (GO): spindle; centrosome
Source: RefSeq, a predicted model, not a curated record